Molecule: messenger RNA, 5109 nt
Organism: Hippocampus zosterae (dwarf seahorse)
Lineage: Eukaryota; Metazoa; Chordata; Actinopteri; Syngnathiformes; Syngnathidae
Product: membrane-associated guanylate kinase, WW and PDZ domain-containing protein 2-like
Exons: 22
Coding region: 355-4893 (1512 amino acids)
Biological process (GO): signal transduction; receptor clustering
Cellular component (GO): cytoplasm; dendrite
Molecular function (GO): SMAD binding; type II activin receptor binding; beta-1 adrenergic receptor binding
Source: RefSeq, a predicted model, not a curated record
CGAGUAGUAGAAAUGUUGUCCCCUCCCCUCCUCUUCCGAAGACCGAACCAGAACCAUUCAUCUCUCCCCUCCUUCGGCUUUCACAUCCGGGUUACGCGCCAGUGUUUGUCUCCUGCGUCUGUGUGGCUGGAAACAUUUCACCCUCACCGAAGCAAGCAUCGCGACGUGCGGCUGUCUCUCGUCCGACUCGGCACCUCGCAGAGCGGACACAGCUCCCGGCGUGAGUCGGUGAUGUCGCCCAGCUGCGGCGAGUCGCACUGAGGCGGGCAUGAGACGGUGGUGGUGCUGUUGUUGGUGGUGAUCGUAGCGAGCCAGCCAGCCAGUUUGCGGUGAACCGAGUCGCCCUUUAAAACGAUGUCGAAAAGCCUCAAGAAGAAAAACCACUGGACCAACAAAGUCCACGAAGCGGUGAUCAGCCGCGGCAAGGAUGGCGAGCUGGGCUUCGAGCUGAAGGGGGGCGCCGAACUCGGCCAGUUCCCCUACUUGGGCGAGGUAAAGGCGGGGAAGGGUCUCGUCCAGAGCGGCAAACUGGCUGAGGAUGAACUGCUCCUGGAGGUCAACGACAUGCCCGUCGCCGGCCUUACCAGCCGGGACGUGCUGGCCGUCAUCAAACACUGCAAGGACCCGGUCCGCUUCAAAUGUGUCAAACAAGGGGGGGUUGUUGACAAGGACCUGCGGCACUACCUCAACCUUCGCUUCUCCAAAGGCUCCGUGGACCACGAUCACCAGCAAAUCAUCCGAGACAACCUGUACCUGCGCACCGUUCCCUGUACAACCAGGCAGCCCAAGGAGGGGGAGGUGCCAGGGGUGGACUACAACUUUGUGACUGUGGAACGUUUUAUGGAAUUGGAGCAAAGCGGAGCCUUACUAGAGAGCGGAACCUAUGAAGAUAACUUCUACGGCACACCCAAACCACCAGCAGAGCCGUCCCCAGCAGCCCCUCCUCUUAAUGUGAGUGAGGCCUUGCUGCCCGGAGCCCGGCCCAGCGCCCAGGGCAAGAGGAAGAGGAACCAGUCGGUCAGCAACAUGGAGCAGCGCGCCAGCCUGGAGCCGCCAGAGGAGGAGGAAGAGGAGAGCCCCGUCGUCAAUGGCAACGGAGUGGCCAUCACGCCAGAGUCCAGCGAGCACGAGGACAAGAGCACUGAUGCAUCCGGGGAGGUUGCCGUGGAAACCUGCAGCCAAGCGGCAGCCACGAGUGAGGCUCCCACCGAAGCAGAGGAUGCACCCAAAUCUCCGGACAAGUCCCCCAACAAAGUCCAGGAUGUAGAUGAGGAAGAGCUGGGCCCUCUGCCUGACAACUGGGAGAUGGCAUACACGGAGAAGGGGGAGGUCUACUUCAUUGAUCACAACACCAAGACCACAUCAUGGCUGGAUCCUCGAUUGGCCAAGAAGGCGAAGCCUCCGGAAGAGUGCAAGGAAGAUGAGCUGCCCUACGGCUGGGAGAAGAUCGACGACCCCAUCUACGGCAGCUACUACGUGGAUCACAUCAAUCGCAGGACUCAGUUUGAGAAUCCAGUCCUGGAAGCAAAGCAGCGCCUUGAGCAACAACGGCAGAUGCAGAGUCAGGGCCUCUCCGCUCUCCCGCUGCCCACCAUAUACAGAGAAAAGCCGCCGUUCACGAGGGACCCGACCCAAUUGAAAGGCACAUUUCUGUCUACGGGCCUACAAAAGAGUAACAUGGGAUUUGGCUUCACAAUAAUUGGAGGUGAUGAGCCCGACGAGUUCCUGCAAGUGAAGAGUGUCAUUCCAGAUGGGCCGGCUGCUCAGGACGGAAAGAUGGACACAGGUGAUGUUAUCGUCUACGUGAACGACAUCUGUGUGUUGGGCACCACACAUGCCGACGUUGUCAAGCUUUUCCAGUCGGUUCCCAUCGGUCAGAGCGUCACCCUGGUGCUUUGCCGGGGAUACCCUCUGCCCUUUGACCCUGAGGAUCCCAAUGCGGCAGCCAGCAGCUCCAUGACGCCCAUUGGGAUGGAGCACCGCCCGCUUGUGGUGAACGGUCGCAGCAGCUACGAUCCUUACCUGGAGUAUCUGUCGCUGAGCUCCCAGCUGCCCGCACAGGCCCUGGCACAAGUCGGCACGUCCCAUCCAGGGGACACCCACCUGGACGGUUCCUCGCUGCCGCCCACCACGCCCGGCUCAUCGUCAGCGCUCACGCCACAUGAGGACAACGUUUCCAUGGCCUCCUCGGGGACGCCGGGUGUUGCUGGGGCGACGGCCCAUGCGGCCGAGUUGCUGACUGUUAUCAUUGUGAAAGGAGCGGAGGGCUUCGGGUUCACUAUCGCAGACAGUCCUACUGGCCAGCGAGUCAAACAGGUGCUGGAUCCGGGCUCGCAGGCGGCGGCAGGCCUGAUCGAGGGCGAUCUGAUCCUGGAGGUGAACCAGCAGCCGGUGGCGGCGGCCGGACACGGACGUGUGGUGGAGAUGCUCAAAGAGUGCCCCAUCGGAACUGAAGCAACGUUGCUCAUUCAGAGAGCAGCGACAGGCCACAUCUCUCCUUGGAAGGCCUCCAAACAGUUACCUGACCAGUGGGACCCGCACGGAAGUCCCCAGGCCAACCUGUCAGGUCCCGUCCUGCCUCCAGGCACGCCCUUCCCCAACCAGCCCCAACACCGCACAUCUGUACCAGACUCCACCGAAGGCUUCGACCUGAACAAGCCCGACCCCUACGACCUUUACGAGAAGUCCAGGGCUAUCUACGAGAGUCGACGUCCCGAAUACGAAGAGGUGGAGGUGCACCUGCUGAGGGAGAAGACCGGUUUCGGCUUCCGCAUCCUGGGGGGAGACGAGGCCGUGCAGGCUGUGAGUCCGGACGCCCGUGACAAGAUUGUGAUCGGCGCCAUUAUUGAGAACACCCCCGCCGAGCGCGACGGCCGACUCCGUCCGGGGGACGAGCUCAUCUCGGUGGAUAAAAACGUUGUCGCCGGGAAGCCGCACAAGUUUGUCAUCGACUUGAUGCACGCCGCCGCUCGCAACGGCCAAGUCAGCUUGACUGUGAGGAGGAGACUGCACAUGCCCGGUGAAAACUGCCCCGUAAACGGCCGCAGCCCCAGCCUAGUGUCCACUCAGCACAGCUCACCCCGCAACGACGGCGUACCUCAGGGCCCCGCCUCCGUGGCCCUGGCCACGGAGGGCUCGGCCCUGCACACCAGUGAUGUGCUCAUUCACCGCAAGGAGAACGAAGGCUUCGGUUUCGUCAUCAUCAGCUCCCUCAACAGGCCGGAGAAUGCUGCCGUCAUCACUGUGCCCCAUAAAAUUGGACGAAUAAUCGAGGGCAGCCCCGCAGACCGAUGUGGCAAACUAAAAGUGGGCGACCGGAUCUUGGCGGUGAACGGCCAGUCCAUCAUCAGCAUGCCGCAUGCCGACAUCGUCAAACUCAUCAAAGACGCCGGCCUCACGGUCACGCUGCACAUCAUACCAGAAGAAGGCUCUCAAUCUGGGCCCGGCUCAGAAAAGCAGAGCCCCAUGACCCAGAAACAUGGCACCCAGCCCACACCCGCAGCCCUGACCAGUCAAAGCGGCGCCCAGCUGCCUGCUCAGCCGGCUCCUCAGCCGGGUCAAAUGGCCCUUCAGACGGGACAAGCGUCCAUCCAGCCUGCUCAGACACCAGCCCAGACCGGCCAAAUCCUCAUUUGUCCUCCGGCAACUGCAGCAUCACACCUGACAACGGCUGGAACGCAGCAGAGCCCUGUCAGCCAUCCUUCUGGACCCCCGCCGCAGCUCUACCUACACGACGGAAGGUCAGAGGUUAAAGCCAGACAGGAUGUGAAACCUGACUUCCGCCAUCCUCCGUUCACUGAUUACAGGCAACCACCCGUAGACUACCGGCACCCGCCGGUGACCGAUUACCGCCAGCCCCCGACGCUGGACUACCGGCACCCGCCCGGCCUGUUGGACUUCAGACAGCACACGGCAGCUGCUCAGUUCCCGCUGGGGAUCGCUGCAGAGUUUCGACCACAGAUUCCCCCUCUGCAGGACUUUGAUUACUUUACAGUGGAGCUGGAGAAAAGCUCCAAAGGUUUCGGUUUCAGUAUCCGGGGGGGCAGAGAGUACAAGAUGGACCUGUUUGUGUUGCGCCUCGCAGAGGACGGUCCCGCCAUACGGAAUGGGAGGAUGAGGGUGGGGGAUCAAAUCAUAGAGAUUAACGGGGACAGCACUCGCGACAUGACUCACGCUCGGGCCAUCGAACUUAUCAAGGCCGGGGGCCGGAGGGUCCGACUGCUGCUGAAGAGGGGCACAGGACAGGUGCCCGAAUACGACUGUGUCGGCCCCUGGGAUCCCCUUUCUACAAUCCACACUACCCUGCCGGAAGUGACCCUCGAAGCCCACCAGAGUCCAUUGCCUCCAUCCCAUCCGGCCGCAUCCCUGGAUUCCCCUCAUCAGCUCCCUCUAGAGGCCGCAACGUGCAUGGCGGCCGACAUUGCUCCACCGGUGACGGACCACGGCUCCUCGGCUCGAGGGGCCACAGGUGGCAGGUCCACCCAGCAGAAGUGCAUGAUCAGAGGGCAAGGAGGAGAGGCCGAGUGUGGGCCGGGCACCGGGCAGCCUCGUGUUUUGCCUGCGAAAGCCGUCCUGGGGAGGCAGAGGGACGCUUGUUCCCCCUGCUGUGACCGAAAGGGGGCGAGUGCUCUCUGGCCGUGGGACCCUUACGUAAGCGUCACUCCCAACGGGGCCUCUCUGGCCGGCAGAGACACCCACGUCAGCCUCCAGGAGAGGCUGCUGUCCAGAGGCGUUUACCCCAGAGAGGAGGAGCGCCUCGGGGGCCACGCGAAGAGAGCCGAGGAGCCUGCCGCCAGGAGAGUCGCCGCCAACUCCCCGGGGCCCUGGAACAUCCCCGGGCCGGAUAAACUGCCCGGCACCCUGAGGUCCUGGACCUCCACUGUCAGCAGGUAGACGAGAUCGGCUUUCUGUCAGCCCCCAACCCACCCACCAAACCACUGCCGUUUGUCCCCUUCCAUCCACUCCACAAAUCAUAAUCAGAUGUUGCUUUACUGGAGGAUUAUUACACCCGCCACCUUAAAAGGAUGAUCAACUCUCACACAUGUUGUAACAUAGAGUGAAGAGCCCGAUGAUGUGCACCAAAAGACUUCAUUUUGUUCUCGGCGAAGA